GUCACAAGAUUGAUAAUUCGCUUAAAUCGAGAGUUGACUGACAGAUCUCCACUCUCGACGGUAGAGAGAGGAGCUGCUGCUCUCCGGCGAAUCUGCGCAAGCCCUAACUCUCGUCAAUGGCGGAUCCGAGCUCCAACACGAAGAAAUACACUCCCCCUAAUCAAAGGAAUCCUUCUGGGAAUAGCAAGAAGAUAGGAGAUCGUGCAAGUAGCCAGCAGCACAAGGAUGGUGAGAGAAGUCAGCCUCUGGCUACUGGUUCUCAGAUGGAGAAAGCUUCCCAAAAGAUAGCCACUCUGAAGGACUGCGCUACGAGUGAAGCUUAUCAGCUUUUAAGCCAACGCUGGGCAACUGCAAUGCAUCAAUACAACGACCCAACUGUGGAUUUAUCUGAACGACCAAUCAUGUACUAUGGAGGGAGUGUUUGGGGCAAACUACCUCACCAGAUCCUGGCUGCAGCAAACAAUACAUUACCUCCAAAGAUAUCGCCAGCUGAUUACAGAGCUGAAGUGCGCCGAGGAUUGCUGACUCCAAGAACUUCAAGUUCUAGCAACUGAAUGGUCUUUUAGACCACUGAUAUGGUGUUUGCUGCUUGUUGAGAUGGCACAAGGCGGUGAUGUAUCAAUGACAUUCUUCUUUUUCGGGUAGGAUAAAAAUGAUUUCUUUCUGGCUCGAGUCGUUUCUUCUGGUCCCUGAAAGUGUAGAAACCUAAACCAGAAGACUAACAAUGACAUUAAGAAUUUGCAUAA
Molecule: messenger RNA, 746 nt
Organism: Raphanus sativus (radish)
Lineage: Eukaryota; Viridiplantae; Streptophyta; Magnoliopsida; Brassicales; Brassicaceae
Exons: 6
Coding region: 117-554 (145 amino acids)
Source: RefSeq, a predicted model, not a curated record